AUGACGCCCACACGAGACGCCGACGACGCCGCGAUGUUGCAUCUGCUUAAGGCUCUAUUGACGCCUUCAGUACAAGCCACAUCUCAAGCCAGUGAAAGCGACGACGACGACGACGACGAAGAAGAAGAAGAAGAAGAAGAAGAAGAAGACAAAAGAGCAGCAACCUGCUACUCAACGCAGAGCUGGAAGCGCCGGAAGGAGGAGCUACUGGCUCUACGGGCGAAGACUGUGGCGCUCACAUCCAAGCUAGAGACCUUGAAGCGGAUAAGGAACCCGUCCAGAUUCUGGCAAGACGUUGCAGAGGGCGAGAAGCGUCGAUAUGAGGCGGCCAAGGGCGAGAAUGGGCUGCUGAAGGUGCAGCUACAAACCAACAAGAAGGCGUUCAAGCACGUCAAGCAGUGUCUGGAGCUAUCCGAGAUCCAAAAGAGCAACAUCUUCAUGGGCGACGCUAUCGCAGCGAUGGCGCUGCAUGCUGAGAUGAACUCUGGGCAUCAUAAACAGUUUGUGACGUCCACGGUGUUCGACUUGCUCGAGAACCGCGCCAGGUUGACUGAGGAGGUGCGAUGCUUUGUCAGCGAUGACCCGAAGGAGUUGCUCAAGGAUAGGUUCCAGUACAUCAAGGAAGUUGCGGCUAAGAUUCAGCAGUACAACGUCUCGAAGUACGAGUCUUUGCUCCGCAAAAUCAUCAACGUCCAUGGUUUGACUGACGCUGAGGUUCCUGGUCUAGGCUUGGGUAAGACGUACAAGAUGGAUGAUGUCAAUGCUUGGAUUCAGAACGGGGAGUUUGCUUGUUUCUUCGAUUUCCACAGCAUGCUCACAUUCGGUAAGAAGCGCUCGGAUUAUGGCAAGCUGAAGCAGUGCAUUGGUCAGGUACCAGUAUUCGGAUUCAACUCUGGACGCUACAACAUCAACCUUAUCAAGGCGGACCUGUUUGCAGUCAUCGGUACUGACAACAUCACAUCAGUCAUCAAGAACCCUAGCUACAUGUGCAUCGCCACGUCAGACAUGAAAAUGCUUGACAUUGGCAACUAUGUUCCGGCAGGCACUAGCUAUGCGAAGUACUUGUCGACAUAUCUCGGUGAGUGCAAGUGUGAUGACAAGAUUCGAUGCGUCUGUGGCCUAGGAAAAGGCAUCUUCCCGUACGAGUACAUUACUUCAUUUGACGUACUCAGUCAGCCGGAAGUCCCUCCUAAGUCGGCGUUCGACAGUGCUCUUCGUAGCACUAGCAUCAGCGAUGAGGACUAUGUGCGGGUACAGUUCGUCUGGGAACACUAUGGCAUGAAGUCAAUCAAGGAUUUACUCAUUUGGUACAACAACCUCGAUGUAGUACCCUUCAUCAAGGCCAUCAAAGCCCAGCGAGAACUAUUCAAACGUUCCGAACUUGAUAUGUUCACUGAUGGUGUUCGCUUAAGUGGAUAUAAGACCCAGGAUGCUGAUGCCGAUCGUGAAUUCAAUAUGACGCUAGAACACCUCAACGACUUGCUAGAGCGACGAAAGUACCUGUGUGGGCUAUGCUACAAGCAACUCACAGCUGAUACUGCCUCGGCUGACCGAAUCAAUAACAAGCUCGGACACAUCGAUGGUAAUAUCUUGAUCAGCUGUGUGGGAUGCAACGUUGCUCACAAGAACAUGCCGCUAAAGGGCUUUCGCCACAAGAAGCUACUUGAAUUCGACUCAGACAGGUUGGUGUACAGUAUCGAUAGAGAGGAGAAGGACAUCUACACCAAGAUGAAUGCGAACAUUGCUGGUGGUCCUUCUAUCAUCUUCAACAGAUACGCGAAACGCAACGAGAUCAAGAUUCGAGGGGGUAGGAUCUGCAAAAAGAUCAUCGGCUACGAUGCUAAUGCUCUGUAUUUGUGGGCUCUUGGUAAUGAGAUGCCAUGUGGACGGUUGACUACCAUCGAAGCAUACACAGGGAUCGUCGAUGAUAUUGUAUAUGACAAGAUCUUUGGCUUCCUCGAGUGUGAUAUCCGUACACCAGAGCACCUCAAACCCUACUUCAGUGAAAUGACCCCAAUUUUCAAGAACACCCUUAUCGACUGCAGCGAUCGGAGUGUCAUCGGUCAGCACAUGUUCGAGUACAACGAGGAGCGCAAGCACAGCCGGCUCGCAAACUCAUCGGGAGCUACUUUGAUGAUGAAACUGGUUGGUAAUAGUGCGUUUGGUCGAUCUGGCAUGGACAUGAGCAAGCACAAGGAGGUCAGGUAUGAGUCGGAUGAUAAGGCAAUCAAGGCCAAGAUUGAGCACUUCACCUUCCAUGGAAUGGAAGAGCUGAAUGAUUCAUGUGAAUUCACUAUGAAGAAGCGAAAGUUCAACAAUAAGGACCCAAUUCAUCUAUCGAUUGCAAUCUAUCAGCUCGCUAAGCUCCGUAUGUUGCAAUUCUACUAUGAUUGCAUUGACUUCUACUUCGACCGUUCGGAAUUCCAGUACCAAGAAAUGGACACAGACUCGGCUUAUAUUGCGUUCAGCUGUGAAAAGCCAUUCGUUGAGUGUAUCAAGCCCGAGCUUCGUGAGCAUUUUCAGCAGCAUAAGUACGAGUGGUUUCCACGUGAUUAUAGCGAAGAGAUGGCUCAGUUUGAUCGCCGAACGCCAGGUUUGUUCAAGGAUGAGUGGUCUGGUGAUGCUAUGGUCAAGGUUUCAGCGAAGGGAGUCCAGCAGAGUGGUGGCCGCAAUGGCGACGUCCUCAACCCAGAUGGCUUUGAAUCAGUUGUUUGCGAUCGCAUCACGCUACAGGGCACCAACAAGGGGUUUAGACUCAGUAAGGAGACCUUGUACCAGAAGGCUAAAGAACUGGAGCCGAAGAUUACGAUGAAAAUCGUCAAGGAAUGGUACUCAAACCAGAGCGAUAUUCAGCGAUUUCAGGAGCAGAAGAAGCGAUACGAUGGUUCCGGAGGCAGCUAUGGUGACAAUAGCGACCUCAACGUCGCUGAGUUGAAAGCUAUCAUGAAGAACCUCAUCAUUCAUGAUCGUCCCCAGAAGACCCAAGCCGCUGUGUGGGCUACUGACCUCGACAAGUCGACCAAGAAGCUUCGUGACAGCUCCGUUGUCCGUGGCAGCUUGGUGCCUCACCCCAGGUUGAAGAAGAGGGGCGAAGGUGGAGAGGACGCCGGAGCUGUCAAGGCCAUCAGCUACUUGCUGAUGAUGCGGUUGAUGGGCUGCUUGGACUGUUGGAGGCGCUUGGGCGCCGGGAUCCACGCCGACGCCGAUGCCACCAGUCGCCUGCGCAUGGGCGACUGGCUGCUUGAAAUGCUUGGGCUGCUUGGGCUGGUGAACGUCCACGCCGGUGCCGAUGCCGCCCACCGCACGGUGGGGGCGCAAUGGCAGCCGACGGCGGAGCCAGCCGUGGAUGGAUGCUUGGUGUGCUGGGGCUGCUGGUGCUGCUGGGGCCGCUUGGGCAGGUUCUGGCACCACGCGCUGUGGGGGCCUAAGGGCUGCAAUGCCGGCGCAAAGACGGAUGCUUCAUGGGGACUUGGUCGGCUUGAUGGGCGCGGCCGCGAUGCUGAGGCCACCGACAGCAUGGUGAAGACGCCUGGAAGAGACAGAGGCUGCUAG
Phytophthora sojae is the source of this 3552-nucleotide messenger RNA. RefSeq lists its product as hypothetical. The record is from RefSeq and is a predicted model, not a curated record. Bases 1 to 3552 code for a protein of 1183 amino acids. The transcript is spliced from 12 exons. Lineage: Eukaryota; Oomycota; Peronosporomycetes; Peronosporales; Peronosporaceae.